Messenger RNA from Jaculus jaculus (lesser Egyptian jerboa), 3005 nucleotides. RefSeq names its product leucine rich repeat containing 66 (gene Lrrc66). Gene Ontology annotation, molecular function: protein binding. NCBI's taxonomy places the organism in Eukaryota, Metazoa, Chordata, Mammalia, Rodentia, Dipodidae. The transcript is spliced from 5 exons. The record is from RefSeq and is a predicted model, not a curated record. The coding region runs from base 138 to 2690 and encodes 850 amino acids.
GGAACGUGUGGUAGAGGGCCGUGAUCCUUUGUGAUUGAGCUUGAGGCAGACAUGAAGCACAGCGCUAACCGGAACGGUACUGACCUUGCGUCUUGACAGGUCCCGUAAGCAUCCACUCAGACCUGAGGAAAGGCAUUAUGAAAAAGCUCCAUCCCAGAGUUCUUAUCAUGGUCAUAGGUCUUUGCUUUACCGGAGCAGCAGCAAACCCAUCAAGGAAAAGCGACAUUUUCCUCCGUGCUGAGGACCAGUGGAACGAGCAUCCUGUGGCAAAUUGUUCUGCCACAUACAAGGACGCAUCACAGAGAGCUAGGAUGGACGUCCGCUUCUGUUCCUUUAGAGUUCUCAUCCAGUCUCACACCAAGAACGAGCAGAACAGAAAACAUCUGGACCUCAGUAACCAUCUCAUAUCAAAAAUGACCUUAUGCGCUCCUGCACAUUGGUGCACUGUGGAAAUACUCAACCUCAGCAACAAUGGCAUCCUCUCCAUCUCGUGGGCUCUGCCUACGCUUCCCGCCUCGCAGCUGAAACUCCAAACCAGCAGCAUCGGAAAUGGGCUUCCGUUUCUAAUUAAGGUACUAAAUCUUCAAAGAAAUGAACUUCGUGCCCCUCCCCGAGGACUAUGGAGACUGAAGUCACUGCAAAGUUUGGAUCUGUCAUUCAACAGGAUAUCGCAGCUCAGGCCGAGUGAUUUUCAUAACUGCCUGCGACUGGAGAAUAUCAAUUUAAAGAGCAACAAGAUAUUCAAAAUUCACCCAGAAGCCUUCAAGGACCUCAAAAACUUACAGGUCGUAGACCUCAGCAACAAUGCUCUCACCACUAUGCUACCAUUGCUGACCAUCGCUCUAGAAUUUCCCCAUCUGGAAGUAGACCUGGCUGGUAACCAGUGGCAGUGUGGGGAUGGCACUGUGGACUUCCAAAAUUUCAUUCCUGAAUCGUGGCAGCACAGCUGGAAUGAGAUUUGUAACAAGUCUACAGGAAACAAGGGGGCAUAUUUGGAGACCCCCCAGAUCAGAACUUCCAGGGAGACCCACCUUCCUCCUUCUCCUUGGAAUCCUGUGGAAAGCCUCAUCCCAAGUGAAGCAGCGAGACCCCAGGAAGGAACGAGGGUGCUUGUUCCCACCCCGAGGAAGGAGGCAGUGGCUGGCUCUGCUCUUGGGAAGAUACAGGCCCAGCAGCCCCCAGGGGUCAGAACCCCCCGAGAUGGAGAAGCUGAUAGCCGAAAGGAGGACGAUCCCCCAGACCCCGCCCUGGCCAUCUGCCUGUCAGUGCUGAUCACAUUCGUGGUUGCUUUCUGCUUGGGGGCUUUUGCAAGGCCUUACAUUGACAGGCUCCGGCAACAGAGGUGCCUGAACAAGAGCCCCGCUUCAGAGAAUGUCUUUUCAAAUGAGGGCUUCUCUGAUGACAUCGUCGCUGCCAGGGGUGUGCGACCCCAACAGAGCGAUCCGCACCAAGCUUCCCACCAUCCACACCGCAAUGAGAACCAGAGCCCUGCCAUGGCCAGUCCUUGCCGGACUCCGGGAAAGGAGUCCGGCCGUCAGCAGAGUCCAGCAAAACUGGACAGCACUGGGGUAAGAAGUCGAGAGGACGACACGCUUCCAAAUGGCUGGACACCACAUUCUACUCUCCAGAGAUACGGAAGUGCUGACAACCACGAACCGAUUGCAUCAGCGCAGGACCACAUCUAUGAUAAUGCUACUCUCGAUUAUGAUACUGUGGCCCAGGAACAUUCUCCCCGCUCCGGCUCCAUCACUAGCACAGGACAGACUGUCUCCGGCUCCACCCGCAGUGGGUGGAAUGAAUCAGAUCUGUCCCACACGAGAGAAUUUGCAGCAUCCCUCCCCAGAAUUCACAGAAGCACACACGGGACCGGAGAGAGUCAGGAAACGGGGUGCCCUGAACGGUCACCUUUGGAAACUAUGGGCUCACAGAUGGAAUCUUGUAAGGAAAUGCAGGUGAGAAAUUGUGUCAGCGUGCUGGGCACACAUCAGCCAAGGCCCCAGGAGGUCAGUACAGAUGACUCAGCCAUUUAUAGUGAGGUCACAUACGAUGGCACAAGACAGGUAGACCCACUGGCCCUUCUGCCAUGGUGGGACCCCAGCGCCACCCGUGCUCCUGAGAAGCCAGUGGAGAAAGAGUGUCCUCUUGACCCUCAUUAUGACGAUAUGGAGACCAACUACGAGUCUGAUUCUGAGGAGGGGUCUCUGUUUACCCUUAGCUCAGAGGGUUCCACGGACUCGGCGAGGGUGACAGAAGAACAGGCCCCUGGCAGGGGCAAUGGUGGUGCCAGUCAGUCCCUGCCAGCUGGGAAUUCAGGGGAACACAAGGACAGUGUGACAUCAGUAGGAAGUCUUGAGGACAGCUUUCCCUUCCAAAGGACUCUGGAGGAAUACAACACCCACGAAGAGGCUUCUGGAAACCCUUUCCUUCCCGGUGCCGACUCUGGUCUGUAUGAGACUCGCCUAGAAAGUGCUGCUAACACCAGUGGGCCUGAGGAUUCAUUAACCUGGUCCAGAUCGCUGGACCAGACACGGAGACCUUCAUGUCACGAGACCCCAGGCACGUUCAUACGUGAUUAUGACGUGGCGCCCCAGUCCCAGGAAGUGGACUGGCAUUGUUCACCCCGGCACCUACAGUUUUUCAAUGUGGAUAUUCCUCCACCAUCACCACCCUAUUCUACCUCAGAUGCUUAGAUCCCGUGGCAUCUGCCAUGAAGGAUGUACAGACAUUUGUAAAUACGAACCUUUCAUUCAGGGAAUAGACAGCUCAGGAUAUACCUGUCAGCCUCAGAAGAGGGAAUCACCAGAGACUCUUACAAGAUUUUCAAGGGGGGCAUGUUGAUUCCAACCAGGUAUCAACGAGGGGCCUGCACACCCACUACAAGGCUGGCUUCAGGACCAUCAUAACCAAGCUCAAUUGUUAGACUCCUAAGGCGGAGCUAGAGAGAUGGCUCAGGCCAUUAAAGGAAGGCACUUUGCCAACUAAGUCUGCCAGCCUAAGUUGUUUCU